GAGUGAGAGGGGAGAGAGAGUUUGGAGCCGUUUAUGGAUUCUCUUCGAUUGCGGUGUCUGUUCUUAUAGCCGUAGAGCUUCGGCCACAAAUGAAGCUUGCCGUUGCUCAGAUCGCUUUAGUUUCUGUACUCCUCACUUAUGUCAAUCCGAUUUCAGCUGUUUAUUCCAGCUCUCAGGAAAGCAGCGAUGGUUACGAGAAGCUAAUCUUAGGAGAAGAGAAUAUAGGACCAUGGACAAGUGGUUUUUUACAGUUUGCGGAAGCGCCGGGACCUGCGAAUGGCAGAUCUGCUGGCGCACUUGUUUUGGCAGCAAAGAAGACGAACAGACCGGAUAUCCUUAAUGGCUUCAAACAUUAUCGAGGUGGCUGGAAUAUUACGAAUAAGCAUUACUGGGCUUCUGUUGGAUUUACAGGUUCUGCUGGCUUUAUUCUUGCUCUUCUAUGGUUUAUUUCUUUUGGCUUGGUUCUUGUGGUACAACAUUGUUGGAGACUUAAGAUAAGCUUCAAAGGCAAAGGAACACACCUUCCAUAUAAGAUCUGUCUUAUAUUGCUACUUGUCUUCACAUGUGCCGCAGCUGUUGGAUGCAUUCUUCUUUUUGUUGGGCAGGAUGAGUUUCAUAACAAGGUGUUUGAUACGCUGAAAUAUGUUGUGAAUCAGUCUGACUACACUGUGCAGACUCUCAGAAAUGUCACAGAAUUUCUGUCUAUUGCCAAGACUAUAAAUGUGGACGAAGUUUUCCUUCCAUCAAAUGUCAAGGAUGAAAUUGACAAGUUGAAUGUGGAUUUAAAUACUGCGGCGAAUACUCUAACAGAGAAAACAAGUGAAAAUUCUGGAAAAAUAAGAAAAGUCUUCAAUGCUGUACGUUCAGCAUUAAUAACCGUGGCAGCUGUGAUGCUUGUCCUGGCUCUUCUUGGUCUUUUGCUUUCUGUACUUGGUCACCAACAUGCUAUUUAUAUAUUCAUCUUGAGUGGAUGGCUUCUUGUGGCAAUUACUUUCAUUCUUUGUGGAGUUUUUGUGAUCCUUAACAAUGCAAUUUCAGAUACUUGUGUGGCCAUGGGAGAGUGGGUUGACAAUCCCCAAGCAGAGACGGCGCUGAGCAGCAUCCUUCCUUGUGUUGAUAAGGAAACCACAAACAAGACCUUGUUCCAAAGUAAAGAAGUCAUUGGACAGCUCGUGAAUGUUGUGAACACAGUGAUAUACACCGUUCCCAACACAAAUCCUUCUCCUCAAGCUGGUCCUUUUUAUUUCAAUCAGUCUGGACCUUUGAUGCCUCCUCUUUGUUCCCCUUUUGAUUCCAAGCUGCAUGAUCGCCCUUGUGGAUCCAUAGAAGUGUCCCUUGCUAAUGCUUCUUCGGAAUGGAAGAAAUACAUAUGUACAGUGUCUGUAUCUGGAAUCUGCACGAGUGUUGGGAGGCUCACACCGAACCUGUACAACCAGUUGAUGGUGGCUGUGAAUGUGAGUUAUGCCCUUGAUCACUAUGCACCGCCAUUGCUCGACUUCCAGGAUUGCAAUUUUGUCCGGGAUACGUUCCGGCACAUCACUUCGGACUAUUGUCCUCCAGUUGAUCAUUACCUUAAUAUUAUAAAUGCAGGGUUGGGGCUUAUUGCAGUGGGAGUCCUGCUCUGCCUUGUUCUCUGGAUACUCUAUGCAAACCGCACCCAACGGGAGGAAGUGUUUGUGAGGUUUUCGCUACCAAUAAAGGCUCUAGGAUGCAUUUGCAAGAAGAGCAGUGGCAACAACGACGGUAGUAAUAGCAACAACAAAACAUCAACAACUGGUGGAGCCAUUGUAUAGAUCUCACGAUUGUUAAGGUAUCUGUAAGUAGUAUUAUAAGGUUAGCUUUCUUUAGUUUUGAGAUUAACCCCCUUGGCAGUGAUAUACCCAAGUGGGCCGAAGCUCCACAUUUUGGGUUUUGUGGUACCAUUUAUCCUCCUGGGGUGUUACCUUAACCUAGUUUCUGUGUAUAUACGUAUACAAAAUAUGUAAAACUUUCCAUCCUCAAUAGUAAAAGCAAAUCAUUUGUGUUU
This is a messenger RNA of Telopea speciosissima, 2026 nucleotides long. RefSeq lists its product as uncharacterized. Lineage: Eukaryota; Viridiplantae; Streptophyta; Magnoliopsida; Proteales; Proteaceae. The coding region runs from base 90 to 1793 and encodes 567 amino acids. The transcript is spliced from 9 exons. Gene Ontology annotation, cellular component: membrane. The record is from RefSeq and is a predicted model, not a curated record.